CAUAUAGCUAAACACAUUAUAUAUUAGGGUUUUCUUCCUUUCUUUCCCCUUGUUCGAAAUUUACUUCUUAACUAAAAAUCUUGCAGAACUCCAACCAUGAGUAGAGGUGGGAGCUACGGGGGCGGUCAAAGUUCUUUGGGGUACCUCUUCGGUGUUGAUGAGCAGCCAAGAGCACCAACUGUAACACCACCGAUCCAGCCUCCAUAUGGUAUAGAUUUUACCCCGGAGAAGCCUCCGGCCCCAGAAAAACCAAGUUCAGAGAAACAGACACAGAAAAACGUCACCAACAACUACCAUAGGGCUCAAGGACAGAAUUCAGGGAACUUCAUAACAGAUCGUCCAUCAACAAAAGUCAAAUCAGUUCCUGGUGGAGAUUCAUCCCUGGGGUACCUGUUUGGAGACAAGUGAUGCUUCCUUCUUACAAGUUAAGUACGUGACUUGAAGGGAUUGAAGAUAACAGAUAAAUGGGUUUGAAAUAGUACAUCUACAAUAUUUACAAAAUAAGGGAUUCAAUUCCCAUAUCAGUGUUGAAUCUUUAUAGUAGCAUCGUGUGGGUAUUUAAUUUUUCAUAACUCUGUCCAAAAAAGAAAAAAAAAAAAAGGAUUUCAGUCAAGAACAAAU
Durio zibethinus is the source of this 621-nucleotide messenger RNA. RefSeq names its product protein SPIRAL1-like 5. NCBI's taxonomy places the organism in Eukaryota, Viridiplantae, Streptophyta, Magnoliopsida, Malvales, Malvaceae. Gene Ontology annotation, cellular component: cortical microtubule, transverse to long axis. Gene Ontology annotation, biological process: cortical microtubule organization. The record is from RefSeq and is a predicted model, not a curated record.